AGUGCCACUACAUCCCAGCUCCCUGAUUUUAGUUAUGAGGAUUUUGCGAGUGGUUCUGCCGGUUUGGAGCAGCAGCCCCCUGCAGAUAUGAGUGACGGAAGAUGGAGAAAACGUUUCCUCUACACACCUCAUGAAAAGAUAAUGCAGGCUGGAUAUGACCUACUUAGAAACGAGAUAGGACUAACAUUUAAACACGGAGAAGUUAUAUUUGAAACCUCUAGAGAUGGAUUUGGGAUAAAGCGAGCGUACACACUUCCUCCAGCCCCUUAUAACCCGAGCUUCAUUGACAAGUUCUCCAGAGAUGAUGACGAUCUCAGUAAAAAGGAGAAGACGGAAAAACAGCGAAUCGAUGAAUUUGAAGCUGAAGUUGAGUUAUUCAGGCAUCUUGAGACGUUGGAAGAUGUUUUUGUUUUGAACGGGUUUAAAUACACUCAUGAACAGUUUGACCUAUUUGUUUCUAGUCAUAGCAGUGAUGGGUGUAAGAAAAAACCUCAGGAAGAAGAGGGUGAAUGCGACUUUAUCGUAAUCGGUGGACAAUAUAUUGCCGUCUUCGAGGUCAAGUCACCAGAUAUAAAUAGUAGAAAUCCCGAGAAAAUGUUUUAUGAUCGUUACAAGGAAUCUCUUGUUCAAAGAAAUCGCACAGUCAGACUUAUUAAGGGUGUUUUCGACUAUCUUGGAUUGGAAAACCCUCCCACGGUAUUCUCAUUAAGUGUUUUUAACAGACUUUCUUGGAAAAAUGUAACUCAAUUCAAAAAGUUUCGACAAAUAGAUGAUCAUGAAACUCAAUGUAAUUUACUAUUCAAAGAAGAUUUCGAGCAUUUUGAUGAUUUUUGGACAAGAAUGUUAUUUAGUCGCAAAGUUGCCGCAAUUAGUGAACGAGGGAAAGAUAUGAUUGAAAAGUUUAAGAACAUACAGAAAAUUAUUCCUAUAUUGAUUGGUCUUUGGUGUACAAACAAUAAGAACGUUGGUGGAGAAAGCUUAGCCUCUUGCAUUCUGGAAAUCGACCACAAGUUAAAGACUGCGGCCAUCACUAGACAACCAAAAGGCCCAUUCAACAGAGAAAUCAAGGGAAGCUCCCCAUUAUUUAAGAAAUAUCUUGGAAUUGAAUGUCUGACACAAGAACAAUCAGACAUCUUUAAAUGCAAGCAGAAUUACUUAUGUAUAACAGGCGCUCCUGGAUCCGGCAAGUCAGUGCUGCUACAAGGAAAGAUGAUCGAGCUUGCAAAGCUGGUGGCUGGUGGUGGGAAGCCGGUGGUGGUUAUUAUCUUUGGACAGAGUGCUCUAAACCAAUACGAGAUGGUGUGCAAAAAUGCAGGGAUAAGAUAUAAAAGCAUUCACUUAACUCGUAAGGAAGAGGUUCCUGAGGUGAAUAGUUUUUCACCUGACCCUGCUGUUGUCAAACGUAAUUGGAAACUUACGUUUGCAAGGAUUAGAAAUUGUCUCUUCGAAAACGCUCGUGACGGAGAAUAUGAAGUUACCUUACUAUAUUCUACAACCGAAAAGUGCUUUCAAGAAAUAAAACUAUACAGUGAUUUGCUGAAAGUGCGAGUGUGUAAAUAUCUCUAUCAUCUGUUGGUUGAUGAUGCUCAGUUAUGUUUCUGUUACACUGUCAAGGAACAGACGAAAGAAUGUAUCGAAGAAUUUCUGGCUAUCCUGAAGAGAAGAAAUAGGACUGAUGAAGUUGUCGACAAACUUAUAACAUGGUUAAGUUUCGACAUAACUCAGUACUUUAACAACACAAUCAUACCAUUUGAUGUUCUCAGGCAUAUGGGCCCCACUCAUCCUCCUCCAGCUAUGCCAGAGAGAUUUGAACCUCAUCGCAGCACAAUCUUUCAUCUUCUGAUGAAUCACUUUAAAGGUUCUUUGGUUCACUUGUCAAAAAAUCUUAGAAACACUGUAGAAAUUUUUCAACUUUUGUAUUUUUUAAGACAAAAAAUUUGUGCAGGUUUGUUGAAAUCUGAUUAUGUUUUAGGAAACUCGUGUGGGCAUAAUAUACAUGGCAUUAAACCAACGAUUUAUGUCCUAAAAGGUGGUGUUCGUGAGCUCAAGAUUUGUUGUUAGCAUAUCACCCAAAGAAAAAGCUUGCUACUUUUUCUGAUGAUUUAAUUCAGUUUACAUUCGGUACGUAUUGCGAAGAGUUUGAUAUUCAUACUAGAAAUAUAUCAUGUAUUAUGGAUGAUAAGCGGGCUCACCGAGAGGGUCAUGUUAGUAAUGUUCCCUCUGCUGAAUGGCCUCUCUGCAUAACGCAUCUUUCUAUCGAAUAUAAAUCAUUUGAAGACUUUCUCUCAGAAUUUUACCUCCUCGUUAGUAGAGCCAGAGUAUAUUGUGAUAUAUUUGUUGGACCAAUGGUCCAAGAGGCACCUAUCUUUAGUAAAGUUGACAAUUUUCUGCGAGAACUUUUUAAGACUGGCUUGGUUCACUACUGUAAUGUUGACGACUUUUCCACAAAGGAAGCUGUGGCUUUUUGGAAGAGAUCUGUUUGCUUGCUUAGACCUUCUAGUUAAAACCAAGACCUUUGCUAAGAUAAGCGAAAUUCAUUUUACUGUGCUUUUAGUUACCUUUGAUAUCAGGUAACUGACACCUUAGCUGUCCUUAAAGUAUUACUUCAACAUUGUUAAGUUUUACUUCAGCUGUAAUUACCUGUAACCUUUAUUAAUUAUUCGAGUGGUAAAACGCAUGAUAUAUGAUGACUGAUGUUAUAACCAAUUUGUGUUAUUCAACAAAUCUUCAAUUCUAUGGAAACUUUCAAACAAAUCCCACUCUUAAAAAUGUAAAAUUCCUGAGGCUGCAGGUACGGUACGAGGUCCUGUUAACUUGACAUUUAGUGACUGAUUUAUUUUAAUUUACUGCAUUGUCAAUAUUAUGUUUUAUUUAUUCUUUUUGUAACAUUUGUUAUGCAAGCUUAGAAGUCUAAUUCACAUUUAAACUUUUAAACCUGUAAAUUAUUUUCAUUACUGUUUUAGAUUUUAAAAACUCUCCAUACCAGCAUUAAAACAUCUUUUAAUAAAUUCACAAUUAUUAUGAAUUUAUGCAAUCAGUUUUAAAUUUUAAAACCUAGGCUCCAUAAACCUACCCUUGAGUGUGUUUCUUAAAGGUUAACUAUUUUUAUAUUUUUAGUGUGCUAUUAUAUUGUUAUUGAAUGUUGAUUCUAUCUAAUAUUAUCUUA
Messenger RNA from Bolinopsis microptera, 3166 nucleotides. RefSeq lists its product as uncharacterized. The coding region runs from base 88 to 2061 and encodes 657 amino acids. The record is from RefSeq and is a predicted model, not a curated record. NCBI's taxonomy places the organism in Eukaryota, Metazoa, Ctenophora, Tentaculata, Lobata, Bolinopsidae. The transcript is spliced from 3 exons.